AUGUAUGAGUCUAAAUGGCAUCACUAUUUUGAUAAUUAUAAAGAUUUAUACACUUAUAAUGAUAUUGAAUAUUAUCAAGAUUUAUUAGUGAAAGUUGGUUUUGUUAAAGAGCAGACUGAAAUUACUGAGGAAAUAUUUGAAUAUAUGUUCAGUGAUAGAAAAGAGUUAAUUGGAUUUUUUAGUCAAACGUGGCCACAAUUGCAAUUUAUUCCAACAGAAUUAACAGAUCAAUUUAUGAAUGAAUAUGCAAAUAAUUUUAUUCGAGUGUUUUCUUCAGAAAAUGAGAGCAACAAAAUUCAGUUAAAAUUGAAAAUGAUGACAAUCUAUAUUAAACAAAAUAUAUACAAAUAA
Didymodactylos carnosus is the source of this 351-nucleotide messenger RNA. The record is from the annotation of a GenBank genome assembly. Lineage: Eukaryota; Metazoa; Rotifera; Eurotatoria; Philodinida; Philodinidae.